AUGACAGCGCAACCACGACGAGCGAGGCGGGGCAGCCUGCUGGUGCUCUGGACGAGGGACACCGAGCCAGAGCCAAUAGCGGCAGGUUCGCACCAAGCACAGGAAAAGGCGCUCGAAGCCGCACAGCCAUCCUCUGCCCACCACGUCGACGAGCCUGCGACCACCUCACACGACUUGCCCACCGCUGGCCGCUCAACACCUCCACCCAGCGAGCGAACCGAGAAGGCUGCAGGAAAGGCCCCCAUACGCUCGCCCUCGCCCCCGCCCCCGCCUCCCAAGGACGACAGAUAUCUUUCGACGAGUAACGUGCCCAGCCGGGCUGCAUCCCCCAUGUCGCAAGCACGCUCAAGUGGGGGCAACUCGGAAGAUGCUGCCGCUGACGAAUAUGGUACAGCAAACGACAGCACCGGGGACGCUGCCGAUAACUCUCAGCCAGAGAUCCAGAGUAUCAUGGACCAGUUCCAGGGCAAUGCAGCGCCGGGGGAGGAUGAGAUCAUGUCACCACGACUUGAGAUUGCCAAUCCCCUUCUCGAAUCGCCGUCUUCAGCCUUUCCUCCACGCCGCUCGAGCCUCGUUCCUCCCGACAAGCCCCUUCCUAUACCCAUGACGGAAGAUGCCGCUUCUGGAGCGCCCAUACAGUCUCCACCCCCACGAACCUCAUCCUUAUACCGCGUUGGUACCAACACAUCUUUUCAAGAACCAUCAUCUCCUAGCGCACAUGCUUCCAAGUACAAGCCUGUGCAACCGGCCCCGGAGCCAGAGCCCGAUCUACCAUUUGACUUCCACCGAUUCCUUGAGCAACUGCGCCACCGAACAGCAGACCCAGUAGCCAAGUUCCUACGGUCUUUCCUUCUCGAAUUUGGCAAGAAGCAAUGGAUGGUGCACGAGCAGGUCAAGAUCAUUGGUGACUUUCUUGAGUUCAUAGCAAAGAAGAUGGCUCAGUGCGAAGUGUGGCGAACCGUAUCAGACGCUGAGUUUGAUAACGCAAGAGAGGGUAUGGAGAAGCUAGUCAUGAACAGGCUAUAUACCCAGACGUUUUCGCCCGCAAUUCCACCAGCAGAGCCAAUAUCGCCGCGUAAAGGCGGAAGAAGACAUGACCCGGCAAGACCUGGCAGGAGAGGUCAGCACCAAGAAGACGUGGAACGCGAUGAGGUCCUUGCACAGAAAGUUCGCAUCUACAAAUGGGUCAAAGAAGAGCAUUUGGACAUCAAACCAAUUGGCGAAAAGGGGAAGAAAUUCUUAAACCUGGCCCAACAAGAGCUACUCAAAAUUAAAAGCUACCGGGCGCCAAGAGAUAAAAUCAUCUGCAUUCUGAACUGCUGCAAAGUUAUCUUUGGCUUUUUACGGACAUCAAAUUCAGAUCAGUCUGCCGAUGCAUUUAUACCGCUGCUUAUCUACACUGUGCUCCAGGCCAACCCAGAGCAUCUUGUCUCAAACGUACAAUACAUCCUCCGGUUCCGCAACCAGGAGAAGCUCGGUGGCGAGGCAGGCUACUACAUCUCGUCGUUAAUGGGCGCCGUACAGUUUAUUGAAGGUUUAGACAAGACUUCACUGACAGUCAGCGACGAAGAGUUUGAGAAAAAUGUCGAAGCAGCUGUAUCGGCCAUCGCUGAGCGUCAUGCUACUGCAGAAGCCGAGCCAUCAUCUGCUUCUACCCAGUUACACCCUAAUGCCCCUACCCACAAGCGCAUGCCCUCGCCACACUACCACCACAUACAAGAAAAGACGACACCUUUGCGGCCCGAACUCACUCAGAGGAAUUCGAUGGAGGCUGAAACUGCAGGACCACGCCGUUCGACGAGCGUUAAAAACAAUCAGUCCGAGACUGAACAGCCCGAGGAAGAGAAUGCAGCCGUAGCAGGCUUGCUGCGUACUAUACAACGUCCACUCAGCACGAUCGGGCGCAUCUUCUCCGACACCGAUACACACCAGUCAUCUGGGCAAACCACACCGUCAAAGCAGCAGCAGCAGCAGUUGCCUACGCGUUCAAGGGCAGAGGCUCCUGAACAUGAACACAAUCACGACGAGAAUCGGCACAGGGAGAAGGCCUCGGCCGAAGAGGCAGCGGCGAAACGUGCGUCUGCAGAGGCAGAAGAGAUACGUCGGAUUCAGCGGCGGGAGCACCAAGUUGUUGUUGAGACUUUGACAAAUAUGUUUCCGCAAUUGGACAAGGAUGUUAUUGAUGAUGUUGUGCGGCAGAAGGAAGGAAGGGUUGGUCUUGCGGUUGAUGCAUGUUUAGCGCUGGCGAAUCCUUGA
Molecule: messenger RNA, 2256 nt
Organism: Bipolaris victoriae FI3
Lineage: Eukaryota; Fungi; Ascomycota; Dothideomycetes; Pleosporales; Pleosporaceae
Exons: 3
Coding region: 1-2256 (751 amino acids)
Biological process (GO): vesicle-mediated transport
Cellular component (GO): endocytic vesicle; cytosol
Molecular function (GO): guanyl-nucleotide exchange factor activity; ubiquitin binding; small GTPase binding
Source: RefSeq, a predicted model, not a curated record